This is a messenger RNA of Nycticebus coucang (slow loris), 754 nucleotides long. Its product is annotated as cyclin-dependent kinase 2-associated protein 2-like. Gene Ontology annotation, cellular component: cytoplasm; microtubule; nucleus. Bases 71 to 454 code for a protein of 127 amino acids. The transcript has a single exon. Gene Ontology annotation, biological process: regulation of microtubule cytoskeleton organization; negative regulation of G1/S transition of mitotic cell cycle. NCBI's taxonomy places the organism in Eukaryota, Metazoa, Chordata, Mammalia, Primates, Lorisidae. The record is from RefSeq and is a predicted model, not a curated record.
CGGCCGAGCGGCCAGGCAGCCAACCCUCGAGGAGCGGCCGGCUGGUGUCCGCCGCACCCAGGAGUAGGGGAUGUCCUACAAACCCAUCACCCCCACCCCCAGCAGCACUCCCAGCUCCAGCACCCCUGGGCCGGGCACCCCGGUUCCUACAGCCAGAAGUGUCCCAUCGCCAUCAGGCUCAGUGCCAGGAGGCGCUGCCCCUUUCAGACCACUGUUUAACGACUUUGGACCACCCUCCAUGGGCUACGUGCAGGCCAUGAAGCCACCUGGCGCCCAGGGCUCACAGAGCACUUACACAGACCUACUGUCGGUCAUAGAGGAGAUGGGCAAAGAAAUCCGGCCUACCUAUGCUGGCAGCAAGAGCGCCAUGGAGCGCCUGAAGAGAGGCAUCAUCCAUGCCAGGGCCCUAGUCCGAGAGUGCCUGGCAGAGACAGAGUGGAAUGCCCGCACGUAACAGGAAGCACCUCCUCAUUUGGACGUUUCCUGGCCACUGCAGAGCACCUGCUUCUCCCUGGCCUUCAUCCCGAGUUGCACUAACCAUCCUGAGCUUCCUGUCCUGUGUCCCUUGGUGGGUACACUCUAGGAACCAGGAGGAAGCUCUCACUCCAGUUGGCAGCACUAACUGUUCUCCCCAAGAUUUAGCAGUAAGGUCACUGUGAGUCCCACCCAUGACCUGCCGACAGUGUUGAUCCAACUGGGGCUUUCUCCUUUCUGUGUCCCCUCCACCAGCCCUUCCCCAGCAUCUCUCAUCACU